AUGGAUCUGAAGGUGUCUUAUUUAGGGAGGCUUGAUGAUUCCUCCAUUCCUGAUAGGACUCGACAGUUUUCCAGCAGAGUUCAAAGUUCACAAGCGUACUCACAUCAUUUGGGCAUGCUUGAUGACAGUUCCAUACCCUACGGUAGUAUACCGUCAUCACCAGUUACUGCUAGCGAUAUCGCUUUCAGUUUGGUUCCAACUGCUGCCACCUCCACUAUUGAGGAAUCAGAUUUGUCGUGCCUCGUUUCAGACAGAACUUGCUUUUAUAAAAAACUUCAACGUUUGUCUAUGUCAGGUAUAAAUAUACCUGCUCCAGCGGUAUUACAGGAUCGUACUAAACCAAGUGAUCAUAAGUAUAACCAAAAAGAGGUCUACUUGAUGACGUUGAAAAAUGAAAAACAUAGAAAAGGUGAUUUGCUUUGGUUGGCGUUUCGGGCUGCCCUUGCUGGAAGCAGUAUUGAAUUCUUGACUUUGGUUAUGCAUGUAAUCUACGAGUCUGUCGUGUGGGAUCUCGAGUAUUUUCAUAGUAUACUUGCGCGUGCUCAAAAUACCAUGUUUCGUUUGUAUGAUGGACUAGAAUUAGUUGUCAAGUAUGAGGCUAGAAGAUUAGUCCAAACUCAGAAACUGUGUCUUACUGUUUUUACGAAGCAAUCGCUACUGGACUUUUUUCGUAGCCGUAGUCGACCUGAAGGUACCAUUCUGAACUUUGAUUCACUUGGAUGA
Messenger RNA from Enterobius vermicularis (human pinworm), 723 nucleotides. The record is from the annotation of a GenBank genome assembly. NCBI's taxonomy places the organism in Eukaryota, Metazoa, Nematoda, Chromadorea, Rhabditida, Oxyuridae.